This is a messenger RNA of Electrophorus electricus (electric eel), 7777 nucleotides long. It is a transcript of the gene adgrb1a, whose product is annotated as adhesion G protein-coupled receptor B1a. Gene Ontology annotation, biological process: engulfment of apoptotic cell; adenylate cyclase-activating G protein-coupled receptor signaling pathway; negative regulation of angiogenesis. The record is from RefSeq and is a predicted model, not a curated record. NCBI's taxonomy places the organism in Eukaryota, Metazoa, Chordata, Actinopteri, Gymnotiformes, Gymnotidae. Gene Ontology annotation, molecular function: G protein-coupled receptor activity. Gene Ontology annotation, cellular component: dendrite; postsynaptic density; plasma membrane.
GCUCCAGCUCCACAAGGGGGGGCUGCAGGAUAUAUGCUUUUGUGACGAACUCCCUGGUUUCAAAGACUGAAUCCAGUUUCUGCGGACAGACCGACGGGCAAGGACAUCCUAAAGCCGCGAGGAACUCUCCCACUGCCCUAGUCCGCACAGAGAAAACAAAUCAACGAGCGAGCUUGCGCCACUGUUCGCGCGCCUCCCUUGAGCCUCGACUCUGCUUAUGCACUUUUUGUGCAAGAACAGGAUAAUAGCAACGAUACUUUGCUGUUCCGAGGUCUGGAUUUAUUACAGACAUUUUGGUGAAAGAUAAAGAACAUAACAAGGACAUGUUACAACAGUAAUGAACAUUUGAACUGGGUGGGAGUUAUAUUUUGCUCCGAAUUCAUGGAUGCUUGUGGCUUGUUUGGGGUUCCCUAAAAUCCAUGGAAGAAAACUAAUCUCUUGUUGUGUUAUUGUUAAAACAGAUAAAAGCCUGUUGUAUGACUUAUUUAGACCUACUUAGAAUGUAGGACUUAUUUUGGACAAGAUCGAUGGGUGGUAGAGUGCUUUUGGAAAGGCUUUUGAACGAAAACACCGCAAAUGGAAAUGCCAACUUUCCGGAGCCUCCAACAUGCAUGACUCAGAUGUAGACACUGGUGGCCUGUUAGGAGAGAGUGUUGCCUGGGUGUCCUCAAGAACUAUAUACUGCAGAGCAGGAUAGAACAUUUGACACAAAGCAUAAAGAAGUGGUUUAGAGGAAGUGGAUAGCUGCUCUUACUGAGCCACGCCUGAUCCAUAAACACUCCACUCAGUGAUGAGUCAAACAUCAUAUAGUGUCAAAAACCCAACCAGACCACGAUGGGAUUGCAGCUUCCACAAGGGAUCACAGGCUGGCUCUUUGGACACUACUCUCCCUGGGAGACAUAGCCACUAACGAAGCAAGGCAAGCCAAGAAGCAGUGCUCCUGCUCAGGCACCUUCAGCAUCGCUGGAGCUGCGGCCCCCAAAGCUUCUGCCCAUGCUGUGUCCCCUCCGCUGCACAUGGGCAUGGGCUCCCAGGAGCCUGCUUGCCCUGCCCCGUGUUCAUAGUUGACUGAGAUCUUUCUGAGGGCCUGAAUUGUCAUGGGCAUCAAUCUGGAUCAAUGAAUCAAAACCUUUUCUCAACUGGUGCACUACGUUCAGCAGGCUCCAGCACGCUUCAGAGGAGCUCCAGUUAGCAUUAGGAAGAGGCAGUUGACCUCAAACCCAAAAGGAGUUGGAAAUAGAAAUAGAGAAAUAGAGCUUGCUCUUCAGUCCUUUGGAAUAGCCUUUAUGACCAUGAUAUCCAGCAUCAUAAGGACCUGUACAUCUUCAGUCCAGCUUGUGCCUCUCCUGUUGCUGUUGUGGAUGGCUGGGCUCAGUGCGGCCCCCUCUGGCCCAGAGUCAGACACGUGCUCCACACUUGUCCAGAACCGCUUUUUUGGCUUCUUUUUCUCCUCCUUUGUCUUUCCCAGUUCCCCCUGUUCCUGGACCCUUCAGAACCCAGACCCCAGACGAUACACCAUCUUCAUCAAAGUCACUAAGCCCUCGGAGGACUGCAUGCCCCACCAACACCGCACCUUCCAGUACGACUCCUUCCUGGAGACCACCCGCACCUACCUGGGUAUGGAGAGCUUCGACGAGGUGGUGAAGCUGUGUGACCCCUCCACCCACAUGGCCUUCUUGGAAGCAGGCAAACAGUUCUUACAGAUACGGAAGGGGCCACUCAGGGUGGGCUCUGACAAUGGGGAGGGGAGCGAGGAGUUUAAGGUUGAGUAUUUAGUGGUGGGCAAGCGAAACCCUAGCAUGGCUGCCUGCCAAAUGCUGUGCCAGUGGUUGGAGGACUGCCUAACCUACAGCAACUCCAACCGGCCUUGUGGCAUCAUGCAGACACCCUGCCAGUGCUGGGACCCCCCUACACUUGAUAAAGAGGUGAGCGGCUGCUACCGAGAUGGAAUCUUCCUGGAAAACUGCCUUCCCACCAUGAACGAGCCAACAUUUGACACAGACAACAAUGGAGGCUGGAGUAGCUGGGGAAACUGGGCUGCAUGCAGCAGUGAGUGUGGGGGUGGGGUUCAGACCCGUACGCGCAUGUGUCAGUCUCCUCCAGAGGAGGCCUACCUGUGUGACGGGGUACUGGAGGAGGGCCGACCCUGCAAUUCCCAAACCUGCAUCGGCAAAGGCCGGCAUGGCUCACGCAGCCAAUCGCUGCGAUCGGUGGAUAGCCGCAAACGAGAGGACGUGGACAAGGAACCUAGUGGACAGCAGUCUUCUCAGACAGACUCUCCAUCAGGUGAGGAGUGGUCUCCAUGGAGCGUGUGUUCGGCCACGUGUGGCGAGGGCUGGCAGAGUCGCACACGCUUCUGCGUCUCCGUCUCAUACAGCACACAGUGCAGCGGCCCGCUACGUGAGCAGAGGCCCUGCAACAACACCGCCGUGUGUCCAGCUGCUCUGAUUGCAGUGCAUGGUGCGUGGGAUGAGUGGUCUCCAUGGAGUCUAUGUUCCUCCACCUGUGGCCGUGGAUAUAGGGACCGCACACGCACUUGCAAGCCACCACAAUUUGGGGGAUAUGCAUGUGUGGGCCCAGAGAAACAGACCAAAUUCUGCAACAUUGCUGUCUGCCCAGUGGAUGGUGUGUGGAAUGAGUGGUCCAGUUGGAGCACCUGUUCAGCAUCCUGUUCUAAUGGCACCAUGCAUCGCACACGGGAGUGUAAUGGCCCAUCCUAUGGUGGCUCUGAGUGUCAGGGCGAGUGGCUUCAGUCUCGUGACUGCUUCCUGAGAGAGUGCCCUGUAGAUGGUCGAUGGCAACAGUGGACUUCCUGGUCAGGCUGUACCAAGACUUGUGGCGGGGGGAGCCAGCAGAGACAGAGGGUGUGCUAUGGACCCUUCUUUGGGGGGGAGCAAUGCCUAGGAGACCGUGAGGAAGCACGCUCCUGUAAUGAGAAAAGAUGCCCAGAGCCCCAUGAGAUUUGUGAUGAGGAGAACUUCUCUAAUGUUGUGUGGAAAAGAACUCCGGCUGGAGAUACAGCAGCUGUACGCUGUCCACCCAAUGCUGUGGGCCUCAUCCUUCGCCGCUGCUCUCUGGAUGAAGAGGGUAUCGCCUACUGGGAGAGUCCUACAUACAUGAAGUGUAUCUCUAACGACUACCGCAGCAUCCAAACAUUGACCCGUGAACACCUGUCAAAGGCACAGAGGGGACUUGUAGGAGAUGGAGUGUCUGAGGUAAUGACCAAGCUGAGGGUGAUCUCCAGUGAUGGAACCAGCUACAGUGGGGAUCUCCUGGCUAUAGUGGAUGUAUUAAAGAACAUGACAGAGAUAUUCAGAAGGUCCUACUACAGCCCAAGCAGUGCUGACAUGAGGAACUUUGUUCAGUCUAUUAGCAACUUGCUGAUGGAGGAAAAUAGAGACCGAUGGGAAGAAGCACAGCUGCUGGGUCCUAAUGCUAAGGAGCUCUUUCGUCUGGUGGAGGACUUUGUCGAUGUCAUCAGCCUGCGAAUGAAGGACUUUCAGGAUACAUAUGAGGUCACUGACAACCUUGUGUUGAGCAUUCACAAGCGACCCAUGGCAGGCAAAGCCGAUAUCAACUUUCCCAUGAAGGCCUGGAGGGGCAUGGCAGACUGGGCCCGUAACUCAGAUGAGAGGGUGACCAUCUCCAAGAAUAUUGUGUCAUCGGGUAGCCCAGAUGAUGACACUUCAGCAUUUGUGACUGGCAUUGUCCUUUAUCGAAACCUCGGCAGUAUACUGUCUCUUCAGAGAAACAACACAGUGCUAAAUUCCAAGAUGAUUACUGUGACGAUCAAGCCCACCCCCAGCUCACUCACCGCCCCAGUGGAGAUCGAGUUCUCCCACCUUUACAAUGGAACAACCAACCAAACCUGCAUUUCCUGGGAUGAGAGUGACAGCGCUUCGCUGCUUGGGUCCUGGUCUGCACGAGCCUGCAGAGCUGUGCCCCUCGACUCAUUCAGAACCAAAUGCGUGUGUGACAGGCUGUCCACCUUCGCCAUUUUAGCGCGCCUAAAUCUUGAUACGAACAUGGACCCAUCCAAGAGCCAGCUGCCCUCAGUGACACUGAUUGUUGGCUGUGGGGUCUCUUCACUCACUCUCCUCCUCCUCAUCAUCAUCUACGUCUCUGUAUGGAAGUACAUUCGCUCUGAGCGCUCUGUCAUCCUCAUCAACUUCUGCCUGUCCAUCAUCUCCUCUAAUGCCCUCAUUCUCAUUGGACAGACUCAGACACGCAACAAGGUUGUAUGCACCCUCGUAGCUGCAUUUCUGCACUUCUUCUUUCUCUCCUCCUUCUGCUGGGUUCUAACAGAGGCAUGGCAGUCUUACAUGGCUGUGACUGGCCGCCUGAGAAACCGCAUCAUACGUAAACGCUUCCUCUGCCUGGGCUGGGGACUACCUGCCCUUGUUGUGGCUAUCUCGGUUGGAUUUACCAAGGCAAAGGGAUAUGGUACAGUUAAUUACUGUUGGAUGUCUUUGGAAGGUGGACUCUUAUAUGCAUUUGUGGGACCAGCUGCUGCAGUAGUCUUGGUUAACAUGGUUAUCGGGAUUUUGGUUUUUAACAAACUGGUGUCGAAAGACGGCAUUACUGAUAUGAAACUGAAGGAGAGGGCAGGUCAGAUGACAGUGCCACUGUACAAUAUGACGCUCAAAUGUGCCAAGUGCGGAGUUAUCUCGUCGGCCGACCUUUCCACCACAGCUACCAGUAACGCCAUGGCAUCACUAUGGAGCUCCUGUGUGGUGCUGCCACUGCUGGCACUCACCUGGAUGUCUGCAGUGCUGGCAAUCACUGACCGCCGGUCAGCCCUCUUUCAGAUCCUCUUUGCUGUCUUCGACUCACUGGAGGGCUUCGUCAUCGUCAUGGUGCACUGCAUCCUGCGCAGAGAGGUUCAGGAAGCAGUAAAGUGUCGAGUUGUUGAUCGCCAAGAAGAUGGCAAUGGUGACUCAGCUGGAUCUUUUCAGAAUGGCCAUGCUCAGCUUAUGACUGACUUUGAGAAGGAUGUGGAUAUGGCUUGUAGAUCAGGCACUAUGAAGCGCUCCUCCCUUCAGGGUGAAGAGAAGUUAACACCUCAGCAGCUCACACUCCAGAAGGGCUCCAACUUCAACACCAUGCCAGCCAGCAUGGCCAAAGUUCACCUGCAGAAUGUGGCCGAUUACUCCAGCCACACACUUACUCUGCGCCGAGAGAAAGGGGCCAUCGCUGGGGUCAGUACAGAACUGCCUGGAGCUAAGUCCAUCUACAUCUGCGAUGGGGAGCUCUUCAAGCAGCUUGAUGGGGAUCUAAACCGAGGCCCAGGGGACAGCACCAGCUCUGAGGGAGGAGGGGUGGCUCAGGGUUACGUCAUCCUGCCCAACAACAACAUGGCCACUCUCAGGCCAGCCAAGGCCUGCAAGGAAGACCAGGCCAGCAAAUACAAUAUCAGCAUUGAGCAGCUGCCCCAGACCCGACUCAUUCACCUGACCAAUUCCGCUGGCACAGAGCCUGGGGUGGCCUUCGGCCUGAAGCCCCUCCCGUCUGAACGGGUCAGCGUGUCCUGCUCAGAGAGAGACUCCCCCGUGAAGACAGUGCAGAACAUCUCUAGUGAAGUACAGAUGACCAACAGCGCAUGCGAACCUGGGGACUCUGGCACUUCAGGCGUGAUGUCAAAGAGUGAGACUGUCUCUACACUGUCCAUGAGCUCCCUGGAGAGAAGAAAAUCACGCUAUGCAGAGUUGGAUUUUGAGAAAAUCAUGCACACACGCAAGCGCCACCAAGACAUGUUCCAGGACCUGAACAGGAAGCUGCAGCAUGCAGAGAAGGACAGAGACUCUCCCCCAGUGGACAGCAAGCCUGGAAAGAGAUGGAGUGUGUCAUCUGGAGGCAGUGAUAAGACCAACCUUAGCGACAAGCAGCAGACACCCAGCAAGCGGGCAUGGGAAGGCAUCAGAAAGACCCACUCUCCCCCAUCAUGGGUGCGCAAGGAGCUGGAGCCCCUGCAAGCCUCCCCUCUAGAGAUGCAAGCAGUGGAGUGGGAGAAGGCUAGUGCAACCAUCCCUCUGGUGGGCCAGGAGAUCAUGGACCUGCAGACAGAGGUCUGAGAGGCCUCCGGCACUGUACAUAGGCUUGGAACAAACUCCACUGGCAGGGAACAGAGAAAUAGAGAUACAGAGAGAAAGUGAGAAGUGAGGAAGACUGUGUGUGAUAAAUACAGAAGAAUAUGGAAGAAUGGCCUGGCAAUUUUCUUUGGUGUGCAAUUUGUUUGAUGUUGAUGCUGGAAUGGCCUUUUCCUUGAAGCCGAGGGGAAUCGUAACACAUGGAAAAUACACUAUGAACAUGCUACUGUAGAAAUGGCCCAGCAUUACCCAGACUGAGCAGGUGAGUUUUGGAGAUUGCCAUGUGAACAUAGGGACUGACUAACCAAGGAGGUAAAAGGAAAUUCAGGCUGUGAUUGAGAGGAGCCUGAGUGUGUGGCCUUCAGUUUCUUACAUUCUUCUUGAACAUACAAACAAACCCAGACACACAGACAGACACACACAAAUUUCUCUACACAACAAAGGUUUAAGACCAGUAUGGAUAAGGAUAUUUGGAUUUCUACACACAAAAAGCCUUCUAGCAAAGGUCUAGAAAGCCACAAAUAUACUGGAAAACCUCAUUUCAUAAGCAAUCACUCAAUAUUCCUGUAAUCAUGAUUCUGAUUAAUUAUUAUUAUUAUUAUUAUUAUUAUUAUUAAUGUGCCACAAAACAAAUACCUAUGCUACUUCAGCUUUGAUGGGUUUUAUGGUGGUGGGGUCUGCACUACCCAAGUACAGAGGCCAAAGCCAUCCGCGUAUGACUGUUAAUGAGAGGAACACCUGCUCCACAUGCCCUUCCACACUAACUGAACGGGGGAUUUGACCACAUGACUCUACCAAGCCAAAACCACCCACAUUAGUGCCACAUGAGUGCCGCCCACAGCCCAGCGUCAGCCAAUGGGCCACUGGCCACACGCUAGCCAUCCACGGAUGCUUGGGAAAUAUCUGGGCAAGGCUAUGAUCUUACAAUGCCAUCAGUGAGGGACUCUCCCUCUGUGAUCCUGUUGGUGUAUUCUUCACUGCAGACAGGGCAUGACUGCUGGAUCAGAGUGGCGAGCCCAUCUGUGGAUGUGCUGCCAUAAAAAGGAUGACUCUGUUCACUUCACGGUGGCGCCUUGACACGCUCAUUGGGACUGUGGAAGAUGCUGAUCACACUAAGGAAGAAAGUUAGCCUUGAAUAAAAUGCAAGCUGAUAAAUAAAUGCACAAUUUACACACACACACACACACGUGUGUGUGUGUGUGUGUGUGUGUGUGUGUGUGUGUGUGUGUGUGAUAUAAAUAGAUACAAAAAAACAAGAAUUUGCAAUUUGAUUAUGUGGUCAGAUGAUGGUUGCACACAAAGAAAGCACAAGGCUUCAUCCUCAGAGUCCUGUUGUACAGCAUUGUAAUUAUUUCCAGAAGAGUUCUACAGAAUUAAUUUUAGCCUAUAAAUAUCUUUCUUACUGUGCUUGGGGAAUAUUGUUAUUCUUAUGAAGAAAAAUCAUUGCGAUUAUGAGAUCCCCAAAUCUCGUCAGGUUACUGGACUAUAUGAGUGUUCUGUAACUUCAUGUAACAGUGUGUGUUUUAAUAUCACUGACUGUCACUCCAGAAGAUCUGUACUUGUCUGAUCUCCCAAUCGAACAGCACCACCCCCUCCCUUUUUUAGUUAACUGGGUCUCUUUGUUAAUGUACAGUUUUCAGAGCACAAGAUGAAUGUGUCAUAUUUCUAAUAAAAAAAUCUAUAUAAUCAUU